This is a messenger RNA of Chelonia mydas (Green sea turtle), 1553 nucleotides long. It is a transcript of the gene UBE2M, whose product is annotated as ubiquitin conjugating enzyme E2 M. The transcript has 6 exons. The record is from RefSeq and is a predicted model, not a curated record. NCBI's taxonomy places the organism in Eukaryota, Metazoa, Chordata, Testudines, Cheloniidae. Bases 311 to 862 code for a protein of 183 amino acids.
GCUGGGAGUGGGCGGUGCUCAGACCCGGGACGGAAAGCAGCGAGGUCCAAUCCAUCGGCGACGGAAGCAGCCGAAGCGCUUCCGGAAAGUGCCGAAGCUCUUCCGGAAGGAGCCGAGCGGGCCGGCCGUUGCCGACGCACCCGCAGCGGCAGUAGCCUGGGCGGCCCCGCUCCGCUUCCUCCCCGGGCCCGGCAGCAGCGAGCGACUGACCCGGCCCAGCGCCGGGACCCCGCACAGGCCGCGCCGAGCCCCGCCCCCCGGGCCCGCCCGGCCCGGUUCGGUUCGGCUCCCGGCCCGGCCGCCCGGCAGGAUGAUCAAGCUGUUCUCGCUGAAGCAGCAGAAGAAGGAGGAGGAAUCGGCCGGAGGCACCAAGGGCAGCAGCAAGAAGGCGUCGGCCGCGCAGCUCCGCAUCCAGAAAGAUAUUAACGAACUGAAUUUGCCGAAAACAUGCGAAAUAGAUUUCUCCGACCAGGACGACCUCCUCAACUUCAAGCUAGUUAUCUGCCCUGACGAGGGUUUCUAUAAAGGGGGGAAGUUUGUCUUCAGUUUUAAGGUAGGCCAAGGCUACCCUCAUGACCCUCCCAAGGUGAAGUGUGAGACCAUGGUGUACCACCCCAACAUAGACCUAGAGGGCAACGUCUGCCUAAAUAUCCUCAGAGAGGACUGGAAACCUGUACUAACAAUAAACUCUAUAAUUUAUGGUCUGCAGUACCUCUUCUUGGAGCCAAACCCCGAAGACCCCCUGAACAAAGAGGCUGCCGAGGUCCUUCAGAACAACAGACGCCUGUUUGAGCAGAACGUGCAGCGCUCCAUGCGGGGCGGCUACAUCGGUUCCACCUACUUCGAGCGUUGCCUCAAAUAGAACUGACCAGCUGCCCCCACCCCUCCCACGAGGGACUCUGCCAACACCGCUGCCUUCAGCCACCGGGGGGCACAGGAGCCUGGCACUGGCAGGGCCCCCCUCGCUGCUCACGGCCUCUGCCCCAGCAGCCUUUCCCCCCCACUCCUGCCCCCUGGCUGGAGGGGAGGUGGCUGCUGAGGGAUGGGGCAGGGCUUACAUUGGAAUCCCCUGCCCCACCCACGCAGCCCCCUCUUCCCUAUUGGUCGCUCUCCUGCUGGUUUCCCAGCAUGCUCAGACCCCGAGCAGAGCGCCCCCUAGACAUGGCCAGCGUGAGCGCACUGGCUCCUCCCCCUGGCUUUGCAGAGCGUAUCUAUUUAUUAGGCAGGGGGCUGCAGCAGGGGUGUAGGGCAGGCCAGAGGUGCAUGCAGUCCUGCCGUGGGGGGCCGGGCCAGCCCUCCCCUUUUACAUCCCUCGUGUGUCUGGUUUUUAAAAACACAGCACCCCACUUACAGCAAAGCGAAGGCUGAUUAUUCAAUGGGACCGGGCUGGAGGUGGGGCCUGGGCUGAUUGAACCCUGCCCCCUUCUGCCCCAGGCCUCACCCCCCAAUGAACUGGUUCUUUGCCACGCUGGGGCCUCCUGCCAGCCCCGGGGCCAUGAAUCCACUGUACUCUAGUGUGUCGGGUUAUUAAAGGGGAAUGUUAGCGCACCUCA